AAUCACAGCUGUUUGCCAAGGUUAUUCCGAUGACCGAUGAGUGAUCAGUAAAAGUAGCUGAAGGCCAUACCAGCAUUAAUAUUUUAUAUAUUUUAUUUUAUCAGUAUUAGCAUUAUCAACAUAAUGCGUAAUAAUUGUGAUAAUAAAUAAUGACACUAGAUACAAAAGGAAGAAAUGAAGGCAUCACAUACCCAGUCGUAAAAUGUUUAGUAGGUAAAAUGGAACAUUCUGUUAACACCACACCAUUGUUAGGAGAUGACCAUGAUUCCGAUGAUGAGCAAUUUCAGCACGAGUUUAAUAGAGACGAUAAUAAGCCUUUGUUCAAACCAUUGGAACCCCGAGACAAAUUCAAUACAGCCUACUUGAUAUUCUGCCUACUAGGAAUUGUAUCAUUACUUCCUUGGAAUUUUUAUGUAACUGCAGAUGAUUACUGGAUGUACAAAUUUCGAAAUGUAAGCAAAAAUGAGAGUAUGGUGGGUUCAUCCACAAGUGGACGCACUCCACUCCAGGCAGAAUUCACAUCUUACUUGAGUUUAGCGUCUUCAGUUCCAAAUUUGGUGUUUUUAGUCCUGACUACUGCUAUAAGCCAUAGAGUAUCUCUAAAUGUAAGGGUUGUAGGAUCUCUUUUUGUUAUGCUGUUGUUGAUGUUGGUAACAUUAGUAUUUAUACAAGUCGAUACUGACAAAUGGCAACAGACGUUCUUUGGUGUUACCUUAAUAUCUAUAAUUCUACUUAAUGUGUGCAGCGCCAUCUUUUCUGGAAGUUUAUUUGGUGCAGUAGGAAAAUUUUCUCCCAAAUACAUUACCGCCGUCAUAGGGGGUCAAGCUUUAGGUGGAGUAUUUGCAGCUUUGGCUCAGAUAGCUUCUCUUUCGAUAGGAGCUUCUUCGACUCAUUCGGCUUUGGUUUAUUUCAUUAUAGGAAACUUGACGAUAGCCAUAUCGAUAUUUCUGUACAUUAUGCUGGAAAAGUCUUUAUUUUUCAAGUAUUAUAUAGCUGAUCAUGCUGUGAUAAACGAGUUGUUGACCAACUCGUUACCAAUGAAUUAUUCUUAUAGGACGAUUUUGAAGAAGAUGUGGUGCUACGGACUAUCGAUUUUUGUUACUUUUGCAGUCUCACUUGCAGUGUAUCCUGGAGUAACAGUUCUGAUUGAUUCUGAAGGCAAAGGACAUGGGAAUAGGUGGAAUG
Molecule: messenger RNA, 1185 nt
Organism: Leptinotarsa decemlineata (Colorado potato beetle)
Lineage: Eukaryota; Metazoa; Arthropoda; Insecta; Coleoptera; Chrysomelidae
Product: equilibrative nucleoside transporter 3
Biological process (GO): nucleoside transmembrane transport
Cellular component (GO): plasma membrane
Molecular function (GO): nucleoside transmembrane transporter activity
Source: RefSeq, a predicted model, not a curated record